This is a messenger RNA of Penicillium maclennaniae, 1530 nucleotides long. RefSeq lists its product as uncharacterized. Bases 1 to 1530 code for a protein of 509 amino acids. The transcript is spliced from 7 exons. Lineage: Eukaryota; Fungi; Ascomycota; Eurotiomycetes; Eurotiales; Aspergillaceae. Gene Ontology annotation, biological process: transmembrane transport. Gene Ontology annotation, molecular function: myo-inositol:proton symporter activity. The record is from RefSeq and is a predicted model, not a curated record. Gene Ontology annotation, cellular component: membrane.
AUGAAUGAACUUGAAAAGGACGGAUUCAAGCAAAGUGAUAGCUCAGACGAGCCUCCUAGCUUUGACCACCAGGAAAAGGGGGACAGUAUCCUACCUGAGGUCGAGAAUCGGGGAGCGAACAGCCUGAAUGCUGUCUUCGAGAACCCACUUGCUGGAUUCCCCCCGCGAAAAGCUCUUCCGGCAUGUGGAGCAGGUGCACUCAUCUCUCAGUCUCCUGAGUCUGCAACAAGUCUUCCUGAAUUGGAUGAAGUUGACAAAGUGGCUCUUACCAGGGAGCAUACUCAUAAAUGGUCGCAGCCAUGGCAACUCUACUUUCUUGCAAUCAUGUGCUCGCUCGCUGCCGCCGUCCAGGGAAUGGAUGAGACUGUCAACAACGGUGCUCAGGCCAUCUACUUGAAGCGACUUGGAAUUGAGAACAAUGACAAUCUUACCGGUCUUGUCGUCGGCGCUCCCUACUUGGCCUGUGCUAUUCUGGGUUGCUGGCUGACCGAGCCUUUGAACCGAGUCUUCGCCCGCUCUACCGUUGUUCUUCCUGUCAUUGUCUGUACUCAUGUCUACAUCUGCCCCGAGUCGCCCAGAUGGCUGAUUCAGCAUGACAAGAUCGAAAAGACCUAUGAAAGCUUCAAGGUUCUACGAUCUACCGAUAUUCAGGCAGCGAGAGACUUGUACUAUGCCUAUGUGGCUGUACAGUUGGAGCGUAAAAUCAACAAGGGAAAGAACUUUUUCACCAUGUUCCUGGAGCUCUUCACUAUUCCUCGCAACGGUCGCGCCACUUUGGCUACCUGGAUCGUGAUGUUCAUGCAGCAAUUUUGUGGUGUUAAUGUCAUUGCCUACUAUUCUACUACUAUCUUCCAGGACUCUGGAUACAGUUUAUCAACCGCGCUUCUAGCCUCCAUGGGCACAGGUAUUCUUAACUGGGUCUUCGCUCUACCAGCCGUCUUAACUAUCGACACCUGGGGUCGUCGCAACCUACUUCUCUUCACGUUCCCUUUCCUGGCCAUCUUCCUAUUCUGGUCAGGCUUCUCGUUCUGGAUCGAGCCAGAUGUCCCCGAUAGCAAGAAAAGAGUUGCAAUGGUCACGGCCGGCAUGUACCUGUUCGAAGUAUUCUACUCGCCAGGUGAAGGACCAGUCCCAUUCACCUAUUCGGCCGAGGCAUUCCCUUUACAUGUCCGAGAAGUUGGCACGUCGUGGGCUACUGCUACCACAUGGUGCUUCAAUUUUAUUCUUUCCUUCACAUGGCCUCAUCUUCUCAAUACUUUUAAGCCACAAGGGGCUUUCGGGUGGUAUGCAGCUUGCUGUCUCCUUGGUUGGGUCUUGGUGUUGCUCUUCGUUCCGGAGACAAAGGCUCUUACAUUGGAAGAAUUGGACCAAGUGUUCUCGGCUUCGACCAGGAAGCACGCCUCUUAUCAGCUCAAAAAUGCUGUUUGGUACUUCCGUGUUUGGGUCCUGCGACAGAAGCUUGAUCCUCUUCCCAAAUUCUACCAGGGUGCGGAGCAUCUUGCGGAGGUCGGCGACACUCCGUCCAAGUAG